This is a messenger RNA of Scomber japonicus (chub mackerel), 4971 nucleotides long. Its product is annotated as zinc finger protein 208-like. The record is from RefSeq and is a predicted model, not a curated record. NCBI's taxonomy places the organism in Eukaryota, Metazoa, Chordata, Actinopteri, Scombriformes, Scombridae.
AGAGACAGUCUGCUGGAUUUUACUGUCCAGGAUCACAAAUAGAGAGGAAUGGAGGAGAACCAGGACCCAGAGCACUGCACUGAUAACACCGUUGAAAUGGAAGAAUCAGACCCAGUAGCUGUUACCACCGAUAAACAGAAACGUAAAAGAGGAAAGGGACCCAAACAUCACCGCUGUCAAGACUGUGACAAAGCCUUCACAACAUCAGCAUAUUUAAAGGUCCAUCAACACAUUCAUACUGGAGAUAAGCCAUACAGCUGUGACCAAUGUGGGAAAACCUUCACUACAAAUGGUGAUCUUAAAAUCCAUCAACGCAUUCACACUGGAGAAAAGCUGUACAGCUGUGACAAAUGUGGGAAAACCUUCGCUACAAAUGGCUAUCUUGAAAUCCAUCAACGCAUUCACACUGGAGAAAAGCCGUAUAGCUGUGACCAAUGUGGGAAAACCUUCGCUACAAAUAGCCAGCUUAAAACCCACCAAUACAUACACACUGGAGAAAAGCCGUAUAGCUGUGACCAAUGUGGGAAAACCUUCGCUACAAAUAGCCAGCUUAAAACCCACCAAUACAUACACACUGCAGAAAAGCCAUACAGCUGUGACCAAUGUGGGAAAACCUUCGCUACCAAUUGGCAAUUUAAAAUCCACCAACGCAUUCACACUGGAGAGAAGCCAUACAGCUGUGACCAAUGUGGGAAAACCUUCGCUACCAAUUGGCAAUUUAAAAUCCAUCAAAACAUUCACACUGGAGAAAAGCUGUACAGCUGUGACCAAUGUGGAAAAACUUUCUUUACAGCCGGUAAUCUAAAAAUUCAUCUACGCAUUCACACUGGAGAGAAGCCGUACAGGUGUGACCAAUGCGGGCAAACUUUCACUCAAGACAGUACUUUAAGAAGCCACCAGCGUAUUCACACUGGAGAGAAGCCAUACAGCUGUGACCAGUGUGGGAAAUCAUAUACAAGAGUCACUGCUCUAAAAAACCACCAACGUAUUCACACUGGAGAGAGGCCGUACAGUUGUGAUCAGUGUGAGAAGACUUUCACUUUGCACAGUUCUCUUAAAGUCCACCAACGCAUUCACACUGGAGAAAAGCCAUACAGUUGUAAUCAGUGUGAGAAGACUUUCCCUUUGCACAGUUCUCUUAAAGUCCACCAACGCAUUCACACUGGAGAGAGGCCAUACUGGUGCGUGCAGUGUGGGAAAUCUUUCAUCAUAUUGAGCGGUCUUAAAAGCCACCAACGUACUCACACUGGAGAAAAGCCACACAGCUGUAAGCAAUGUGGAAUAUCCUUCACAAAACCAGCAUAUUUAAAGAUCCAUCAACGCAUUCACACUGGAGAGAAGCCAUACAGCUGUGACCAAUGUGGGAAAACCUUCUCUUCAAAUGGUGAUCUUAAAAUCCACCAAUACAUACACACUGGAGAGAAGCCGUACAGCUGUGACCAGUGUGGGAAAACCUUCGCUACAAAUAGUCGGCUUAAAAGACACCAACACAUUCACAUUGGAGAAAAGCCGUACAGCUGUGACCAAUGUGGGAAAACCUUUGCUACAAAUGGCCAGCUUAAAAUCCACCAAUACAUACACACUGGAGAAAAGCCAUACAGCUGUGACCAAUGUGGGAAAACCUUCGCUUCAAAUGGCCAGCUUAAAAUCCACCAAUACAUACACACUGGAGAGAAGCCAUACAGCUGUGACCAAUGUGGGAAAACCUUCGCUACAAAUGGCCAUCUUAAAAUCCACCAAUACAUUCACACUGGAGAAAAGCCGUACAGCUGUGACCAAUGUGGGAAAACUUUCUCUACAGGCGGUAAUCUAAACGCCCAUCUACGCGUUCACACUGGAGAGAAGCCGUACUGGUGUGACCAAUGUGGGGAAACUUUCACUCAAGGCAGUACUUUAAGAAGCCACCAGCGUAUUCACACUGGAGAGAAGCCGUACAGCUGUGACCAAUGUGGGAAAACCUUCGCUACAAAUAGCCGGCUUAAAAGACACCAACGCAUUCACAUUGGAGAAAAGCCGUACAGCUGUGACCAAUGUGGGAAAACCUUUGCUACAAAUGGCCAGCUUAAAAUCCACCAAUACAUACACACUGGAGAAAAGCCAUACAGCUGUGACCAAUGUGGGAAAACCUUCGCUUCAAAUCGCCAGCUUAAAAGCCACCAAUACAUACACACUGGAGAAAAGCCGUACUGGUGUGACCAAUGUGGGGAAACUUUCACUCAAGGCAGUAAUUUAAGAAGCCACCAGCGUAUUCACACUGGAGAGAAGCCAUACAGUUGUGUGCAGUGUGGGAAAACUUUCACUUUACAAAGUUCUCUUAAAGCCCAUCUACGCAUUCACACUGGAGAGAAGCCGUACAGGUGUGACCAAUGUGGGGAAACUUUCACUCAAGACAGUAAUUUAAGAAGCCACCAACGUACUCACACUGGAGAGAAGCCACACAGCUGUAAGCAAUGUGGGAUAUCCUUCACAAAACCAGCAUAUUUAAAGAUCCAUCAACGCAUUCACACUGGAGAAAAGCCAUACAGCUGUGACCAAUGUGGGAAAACCUUCUCUAAAAAUGGUAAUCUUAAAAGCCACCAAGACAUUCACACUGGAAAAAAGCCGUACAGCUGUGACCAAUGUGGGAAAACCUUUGCUUCAAAUGGCAAUCUUAAAACCCACCAAUACAUACACACUGGAGAAAAGCCAUACAGCUGUGACCAGUGUGGGAAAACCUUCUCUUCAAAUGGUGAUCUUAAAAUCCACCAAUACAUACACACUGGAGAGAAGCCAUACAGCUGUGACCAGUGUGGGAAAACCUUCGCUACAAAUGGCCGGCUUAAAAGCCACCAACACAUUCACACUGGAGAAAAGCCGUACAGCUGUGACCAAUGUGGGAAAACCUUCGCUUCAAAUAGCCAGCUUAAAAUCCACCAAUACAUACACACUGGAGAGAAGCCGUACAGCUGUGACCAAUGUGGGAAAACCUUCGCUACAAAUAGCCUGCUUAAAAGCCACCAAUACAUACACACUGGAGAAAAGCCGUAUAGCUGUGACCAGUGUGGGAAAACUUUCUCUUCAAAUAGCAAUCUUAAAAUCCACCAAUACAUACACACUGGAGAAAAGCCGUACAGCUGUGACCAAUGUGGGAAAACCUUCGCUACAAAUGGCCAGCUUAAAAGCCACCAAUACAUACACACUGGAGAGAAGCCAUACAGCUGUGACCAAUGUGGGAAAACUUUCUCUACAGGCGGUGCUCUAAAAGCCCAUCUACGCAUUCACAUUCACACUGGAGAGAAGCUGUACUGGUGUGACCAAUGUGGGGAAACUUUCACUCAAGACAGUACUUUAAGAAGCCACCAGCGUAUUCACACUGGAGAUAAGCCUAGUUGUGACCAAUGUGGGAAAUCAUAUACGAGAGUCACUGCUCUAAAAAAAUACCAACGUGUUCACACUGGAGAGAGGCCGUACAGUUGUGAUCAGUGUGGGAAAACAUUCAGGUUACGCAUGUCUCUAAUAAUCCACCAAACCUAUCACACUGGAGAGAGGCCAUACAGUUGUAAUCAGUGUGGGAAGACUUUCCCUUUACAAGGUUCUCUUAAAGUCCACCAACGCAUUCACACUGGAGAAAAGGCAUACUGGUGCGUGCAGUGUGGGAAAACUUUCAUCACAAAUAGCAGUCUUAAAGGCCACCAACGUAUUCACACUGGAGAAAAGGCAUACUGGUGCGUGCAGUGUGGGAAAACUUUCAUCACAAAUAGCAGUCUUAAAGGCCACCAACGUAUUCACACUGGAGAGAAGCCGUACAGCUGUAAGCAAUACUGUGACAAAGCCUUCACAAAACCAGCAUAUUUAAAGAUCCAUCAACGCAUUCACACUGGAGAAAAGCCAUACAGCUGUGACCAAUGUGGGAAAACCUUCUCUAAAAAUGGUAAUCUUAAAAGCCACCAAGACAUUCACACUGGAAAAAAGCCGUACAGCUGUGACCAAUGUGGGAAAACCUUUGCUUCAAAUGGCAAUCUUAAAACCCACCAAUACAUACACACUGGAGAAAAGCCAUACAGCUGUGACCAGUGUGGGAAAACCUUCUCUUCAAAUGGUGAUCUUAAAAUCCACCAAUACAUACACACUGAGGAGAAGCCAUACAGCUGUGACCAGUGUGGGAAAACCUUCGCUACAAAUGGCCGGCUUAAAAGCCACCAACACAUUCACACUGGAGAAAAGCCGUACAGCUGUGACCAAUGUGGGAAAACCUUCGCUUCAAAUAGCCAGCUUAAAAUCCACCAAUACAUACACACUGGAGAGAAGCCGUACAGCUGUGACCAAUGUGGGAAAACCUUCGCUACAAAUAGCCUGCUUAAAAGCCACCAAUACAUACACACUGGAGAAAAGCCGUAUAGCUGUGACCAGUGUGGGAAAACUUUCUCUUCAAAUGGCAAUCUUAAAAUCCACCAAUACAUACACACUGGAGAAAAGCCGUACAGCUGUGACCAAUGUGGGAAAACCUUCGCUUCAAAUGGCCAGCUUAAAAUCCACCAAUACAUACACACUGGAGAGAAGCCAUACAGCUGUGACCAAUGUGGGAAAACCUUUGCUUCAAAUGGCAAUCUUAAAACCCACCAAUACAUACACACUGGAGAAAAGCCAUAUAGCUGUGACCAGUGUGGGAAAACUUUCUCUUCAAAUAGCAAUCUUAAAAUCCACCAAUACAUACACACUGGAGAAAAGCCGUACAGCUGUGACCAAUGUGGGAAAACCUUCGCUACAAAUGGCCAGCUUAAAAGCCACCAAUACAUACACACUGGAGAGAAGCCAUACAGCUGUGACCAAUGUGGGAAAACUUUCUCUACAGGCGGUGCUCUAAAAGCCCAUCUACGCAUUCACAUUCACACUGGAGAGAAGCUGUACUGGUGUGACCAAUGUGGGGAAACUUUCACUCAAGACAGUACUUUAAGAAGCCACCAGCGUAUUCACACUGGAGAUAAGCCAUAG